AUGGGUUGCUGGUUCUCCAAAAAAUCAAAGAGAAAAUCACCCGAAAAGGAGCCUACUCCGACGACUGUGGAAGAGAAGAGGAACAGCAGUAGCAACGCCAACAACAUUUCCCUCAGCAGCAAGGCAACGGAGGAUCCACCUAAACAAUACAGCUGGGACAAACGUGAAAAGGUAUGGAGAGGAUGCAUGCAUGGCCAGGGAGACUAGCGGUGAGGAUGUAUGCAUGGCCAGGGAGACUAGCGGUGAGGAUGCAUGCAUGGCCAGGGAGACCAGCGGUGAGGAUGCAUGCAUGGCCAGGGAGACUAGCGGUGAGGAUGCAUGCAUGGCCAGGGAGACUAGCGGUGAGGAUGCAUGCAUGGCCUGGGAGACUAGCGGUGAGGAUGUAUGCAUGGCCAGGGAGACUAGCGGUGAGGAUGUAUGCAUGGCCAGGGAGACCAGCGGUGAGGAUGCAUGGCCAGGGAGACUAGCGGCGAGGAUGCAUGCAUGGCCAGGGAGACCAGCGGUGAGGAUGCAUGCAUGGCCAGGGAGACCAGCGGUGAGGAUGCAUGCAUGGCCUGUAAAUGUAAAUGAGACUAGCUCCUGAAAAACGGUCAAAGAACGUUGUUUGAGCUGGAACACUAGCGCGAGGCCAUAGCAAAUGAAUUGAAACGAAUCUUAAAAUGCCAUUUAGCAGACUUGUGUAUGGGUGGUCCCGGGGAUCGAACCCACUACCCUGGCGUUACAAGCGCCGUGCUCUACCAGCUGAGCUACAGAGGACCAAUCUUCGCUGAACCUCUUCUGACUGGAAUGAUCCUUAGAAGUCCAUGUUCCCUAAAUGGCACCAACAAAUGUAUACCUUUUUAUUUUACCACUACAAUCUGUUCUUAGGACGAAACUGAAAAAGAACAACUCGUGUAGAAAGUAAACAUCCGCACCUCAAGUGUGCUUAUGUCUGCAUAACGAGGAAGUAGGGAAAAAAAUUGCAACUUCUGACUAUUUCGGGUCUAGUGAUCGAUGACAGCAGAGUAUGCUGCCCAGCCUUACAUAAUUAGAAAGAGGAGAUUCUCAUGAUUAAAAUGGUGUCCGACUUGAAAAAAUCAAAAUACACACAUCGUGAAAUAUUUGGCAAAAUAGACAUACAUGUCCGUGUAGAAUUUUCCCAUAGGGAAACAAUGGGGCAGCCUCAGAGUUCCGACAAUAAUGUGUACUUUUUUUACAUUUUAAAUGCUAGCUUUUGAUGACAACUGAGUACACUGCCCAGCCUUACAUCAUUAGAAAGAGGAGAUUAUCCUGAUUUAAAAUUGUGUUUGACUUGAAGUAAUCAAAGUAUACACAUUGCGAGAUAUGUUGUGAAAUAAUCACACACCUAUAUUUCCCCUGUAGGAAACAACGGGACGACCUCAGACUUCCAGGAGUAUCAUUUUAUUUGUUGACGUUUUAACUACCAGUAAUUGGUCACAGCAUUGUACGCUGCCCAAACUUACAUCAUUAGAAAUAAUAGGUUAUCCUGAUUUUAAAAUGGUGUAGAACUUCAAACCAUUAAAAUGCAUACAUUUUGAGAUAUUUGGCGAAAUAGACAGACCUCCCUAUUUCCCCAAAACAAUGGCAGUCUGAAAGUUAUAAGAGCAGUCUUUUUAUUUAACCAGCUGACCAUUUAUCUACGACCAUUUGCCUUUAUGUGUUGAACAUUUUGUGGUUUCUAAUCUAGCAGUUAAGAGCAUUGGGCAGUAACCGAAAGUUGGCUGGUUCGAAUCCCCGAACCAACUAGGUGAAAUAUCUGUUAUGUACAUUUACAUUACAUUUUAGUCAUUUAGCAGACGCUCUUGUCCAGAGCGACUUACAGUUAGUGCAUACAUUAUUUUUAUAUUUUUCAUACUGGCCCCCCAUGGGAAUCGAACCCACAACCCUGGCGUUGCAAACACCAUGCUCUACCAACUGAGCUACAUCCCUGCCGGCCAUUCCCUCCCCUACCCUGGACGACGCUGGGCCAAUUGUGCGCCGCCCCAUGGGUCUCCCGGUCGCGGCCGGGGUUGUGGGCGCCGCCCCAUGGAUCUCUAGUGGCACAGCUAGCACUGUGAUGCAGUGCCUUAGACCACUGCGCCACUCGGGAGCCCCUUGAGCAAGGCACUUGCCGUAGUCGCUCUGGAUAAGAGCGUCUGUUAAAUGACGUAAAUGUAAACAAGGCCUCUAUGGGAAAGUGUGGCAAUAACUUAUUAACUUUUCAUUAUUCACAGAUCUACUUUUUUUUAAAUGAAUUAACUAAAUGUAAGGUGUUUGUCAAUUUCAUUGUUUGUUAUGCUAUAAAUUGUUAUUUUAUAGUUGUAAGUGAUAAAAUGUACUAGAAAAUUGUAUAUUUAGCAAUUCUGAGCAAUUACUACUUUAGGAAGGAUAUACACUUUAUUCAGUACUACUGCAGUUGCUAAAUAAUUCCAAUAGAUGGCAGCAUAAGACCACGAAUGACAUUUCAGAAGCUUAGUUUAGUUUUUUCCCUGGAUACACCACCACUCCCCCUCACAGGAAAACUCCUGCACACGCUUUUUACUGUCCCUUUCCACACUGCUAACGCAAGAGGAACGACUGAAAAAGCAUUUAACACAUUACUGUGAAGUAAUAUAAUGAUGAUUCAUGUUUAUUAUUACCUGUUUUUAUGCUCAUGUUUUGAAAUUAUACUUCAUUACAAUAACGAUUAUCAUAAGCCUAAACAUUAAUUCAGUCACAUCUGAUCGACAAAAACGUAUUUCCCAAGUACAUUCAUUGUCAAAUUCAUCAAGCAGCAUCGACCCGCUCUGCCAACUCAACAAGCCCCGCGGCAGCGAGCACUCUGCCUUCCUCGUAAAUGUGUUAACCGCGGAUUGCAUGAUGUAAUUUAUUGGCGGGCAGGAAGAUUUACCCUUGUCUUUUCUAUUCCGAGGCUGUUUACACCCAAUAUGAUACGUUAAGAGGGUUUAUUAAAACGUAUGUCUACUAGGGUUGAGGUUAGCGCAUCUGACUAGUGAUUUAAUUGGCCGGGGUUCAAUAACUGAUAUAGUCACUAUUUUUUUGCUCACCCAAAAGCAACACAGGCCUAAUACGAUAUAUAUAUAUAUAUAUAUACACCCCUCUUCCUGGGGUCCAGCAAAAUUAAGGCAGUUCAUAUAAUUUUUGUAACAUUACAAUACAUUCAUAACAGAUUUCACAACACACUGUGUGCCCUCAGGCCCCUACUCCACCACUACCACAUAUUUACAACACAAAAUCCAUGUGUACGUGUGUGUGUAUAGUGCGUAUGUUAUCGUGUGUGUGUGCAUGUGUCUAUGUUUGUGUUGCUUCACAGUCCCCGCUGUUCCAUAAGGUGUUUUUUUUAUCUGUUUUUUUUUUUAAAUCAAAUUUUACUGCUUGCAUCAGUUACCUGAUGUGGAAUAGAGUUCCAUGUAGUCAUGGCUCUAUGUAGUACUGUGCGCCUCCCAUAGUCUGUUCUGGACUUGGGGACUGUGAAGAGACCUCUGGUGGCAUGUCUUGUGGGGUAUGCAUGGGUGUCCGAACUGUGUGCCAGUAGUUCAAACAGACAGCUCAGUGCUUUCAACAUGUCAAUACCUCUCACAAAUACAAGUAGUGAUGAAGUCAAUCUCUCCUCCACUUUGAGCCAGGAGAGAUUGACAUGCAAAUUAUUAAUAUUAGCUCUCUGUGUACAUCUAAGGGCCAGCCGUGCUGCCCUGUUCUGAGGCAAUUGCAAUUUUCCUAAGUCCGUUUUUGUGGCACCUGACCACACGACUGACCAGUAGUCCAGGUGCGACAAAACUAGGGCCUGUAGGACCUGCCUUGUUGAUAGUGCUGUUAAGAAGGUAGAGCAGCGCUUUUAUUAUGGACAUACAGUGGGGAAAAAAAGUAUUUAGUCAGCCACCAAUUCCAGGCUACCUGGACUAUUUGCAUUGUCCCCCCAACCCCACCCCACCCCCUCUUUUACGCUGCUGCUACUCUCUGUUUAUUAUCUAUGCAUAGUCACUUUACCCCUACCUACAGUGGGGGGAAAAGUAUUUAGUCAGCCACCAAUUGUGCAAGUUCUCCCACUUAAGAAGAUGAGAGAGGCCUGUAAUUUUCAUCAUAGGUACACGUCAACUUUGACAGACAAAUUGAGGGGAAAAAAUCCAGAAAAUCACAUUGUAGGAUUUUUAAUGAAUUUAUUUGCAAAUUAUGGUGGAAAAUAAGUAUUUGGUCACCUACAAACAAGCAAGAAUUCUGGCUCUCACAGACCUGUAACUUCUUCUUUAAGAGGCUCCUCUGUCCUCCACUCGUUACCUGUAUUAAUGGCACCUGUUUGAACUUGUUAUCAGUAUAAAAGACACCUGUCCACAACCUCAAACAGUCACACUCCAAACUCCACUAUGGCCAAGACCAAAGAGCUGUCAAAGGACACCAGAAACAAAAUUGUAGACCUGCACCAGGCUGGGAAGACUGAAUCUGCAAUAGGUAAGCAGCUUGGUUUGAAGAAAUCAACUGUGGGAGCAAUUAUUAGGAAAUGGAAGACAUACAAGACCACUGAUAAUCUCCCUCGAUCUGGGGCUCCACGCAAGAUCUCACCCCGCGGGGUCAAAAUGAUUACAAGAACGGUGAGCAAAAAUCCCAGAACCACACGGGGGGACCUAGUGAAUGACCUGCAGAGAGCUGGGACCAAAGUAACAAAGCCUACCAUCAGUAACACACUACGCCGCCAGGGACUCAAAUCCUGCAGUGCAAGACGUGUCCCCCUGCUUAAGCCAGUACAUGUCCAGGCCCGUCUGAAGUUUGCUAGAGUGCAUUUGGAUGAUCAAGAAGAGGAUUGGGAGAAUGUCAUAUGGUCAGAUGAAACCAAAAUAUAACUUUUUGGUAAAAACUCAACUUGUCAUGUUUGGAGGACAAAGAAUGCUGAGUUGCAUCCAAAGAACACCAUACCUACUGUGAAGCAUGGGGGUGGAAACAUCAUGCUUUGGGGCUGUUUUUCUGCAAAGGGACCAGGACGACUGAUCCGUGUAAAGGAAAGAAUGAAUGGGGCCAUGUAUCGUGAGAUUUUGAGUGAAAACCUCCUUCCAUCAGCAAGGGCAUUGAAGAUGAAACGUGGCUGGGUCUUUCAGCAUGACAAUGAUCCCAAACACACCGCCCGGGCAACGAAGGAGUGGCUUCGUAAGAAGCAUUUCAAGGUCCUGGAGUGGCCUAGCCAGUCUCCAGAUCUCAACCCCAUAGAACAUCUUUGGAUGGAGUUGAAAGUCCGUGUUGCCCAGCGACAGCCCCAAAACAUCACUGCUCUAGAGGAGAUUUGCAUGGAGGAAUGGGCCAAAAUACCAGCAACAGUGUGUGAAAACCUUGUGAAGACUUACAGAAAACGUUUGACCUGUGUCAUUGCCAACAAAGGGUAUAUAACAAAGUAUUGAGAAACUUUUGUUAUUGAACAAAUACUUAUUUUCCACCAUAAUUUGCAAAUAAAUUCAUAAAAAAUCCUACAAUGUGAUUUUCUGGAUAUUUUUUUCCUCAUUUUGUCUGUCAUAGUUGACGUGUACCUAUGAUGAAAAUUACAGGCCUCUCUCAUCUUUUUAAAUGGGAGAACUUGCACAAUUGGUGGCUGACUAAAUACUUUUUUCCCCCACUGUAUUUGUAUCGUCUGAACUAUUGUCUGUCUCUUUGCAGGUUGACCCUAAGGACUUCAUGCUAACAGGGCUGAAGGAUGCCACGGUGGGCCGUCUGCCAGGCAAGCUGAACGGACAGCAGUUUGUCAUCCAGGACUGUGAGAACUGCAACAUCUUCGUGUUUGACCACUCCGCCACCAUCACCAUCGACGACUGCACCAACUGCUGCAUCGUUAUGGGGCCAGUGAAGGGCAGUGUGUUCUUCAGGGACUGUAAGGAUAUCAGGUGUGUGGUGGCCUGCCAGCAGUUCAGGACCAGGGACUGUAAGAAGAUGGAGGUGUUCCUGUGUUGCGCCACCCAGCCCAUCAUCGAGGCGUCCACGGGGAUGAAGUUCGGCUGCUUCCAGUACUACUACCCCGAGCUGGCCUUCCACUUCAAGGACGCAGGCCUCAGCAUCUUCAACAACAACUGGAGCAACGUCCAUGACUUCACGCCUGUCUCAGGGGAGACCAACUGGAGCCUGCUGGCUGAGGACACUGUGGUGCUGGACCAUGUCCCAGCCCCUGAUCCGGAGUCUGAGUUUAAAUCAGUCCGGGUCUCAGCUGAGGCAUCCCGCAGCAUCGUGCCCAUGACCAAAGGAGGCAGACGCAAGGACAGUGACGAGUCC
This is a messenger RNA of Coregonus sp. 'balchen', 6222 nucleotides long. Lineage: Eukaryota; Metazoa; Chordata; Actinopteri; Salmoniformes; Salmonidae. The record is from the annotation of a GenBank genome assembly.